AUGUCUACGCCGGAAGAUGCAACCCUAACAGAGAAUGCAGACUCGGUAACCCCAAGGUUAGUUCCCAGUGAAAACGGUUCAGUUGCGGAGAAGGAGGGGAAAUGGACGGCUGCUCUUCACGCCUUGAGCGAUGAGGAGCGUCAGUUGUUCCAAAACCUCGAUGCCGAAAAGCCUGCCUUGGGUAUUCUGCAAUAUGUCCUCGCGGCAACUCUCAAGAAGAAGGAGGACUGCUUAAGGAAGAGGAGGAAAGUGAGGAUUCCAGGUCGAGAGAUUGUAAUUCGUGAUGUGCUCGACAAGUUGUCCGCUUGGGUCACAAAGUUCAUCAGCAUAGGUGAUAUAAUCGUGCAGUACGACCCUGUGCAUGCAGCGCUGCCCUGGGCUGCGGUCCGCUUCGUGCUGCAAGUGGCCGUGAAUGAUUUCGAGACGCUUGACCUCGCGCUUUCUUCCAUAGAACGUUUGGUAAACUACAUCACGAUCUCUAGUAUAUUCGAAGUGCAAUAUCUCCAGCCCAAGCAUCACCAUCUCGACGUUUACCCUCAACUUUUUGAAGCAGUCGAGACUCUCCACACGAAUGUCCUAAAGUUCCUGGGAUACUUACUCCGCUACUUCGGCUCCAGCACCAUCGCACGGCAUCUCAAGAGCAUAGUCGUGUCGAAAAAAGACAUAGAAGCCAAAUUUCAGCCCAUCGAAAAGUCAUGGCGCAGAGUGGACGAGCCAUCACGACUUGCGACUGCAGAAAAGAACGAGGAAGAAUGCGCUUGGAAAGAUCAGGCGCAUGGUUGCUCCGCAGCAAAGCUUUCCUGGACUGGAGUACCUGGGUCAGGAAAGACAAAACUGACUUCGCUGGUUGUGGACGAGCUUGUGCAAACGAACAAGGUUGCAUAUUUCUACUGCAUUCCAAGCCCUGCUGAGCCGCACCGAGGUCAGUGUGACAAGAUAGUCGCAAGCAUUGUACGACAACUGGCAAGCCUCAGGCCUGACCAGCCUAUACUUGGCCCCGUAGUCGAGCAAUAUCGAGAAGCGAUAGACGGGUUUUCUGAAUUUGAAGAUCAGGCUUGGUCUAUUGAAGAGUCCGACAGGGUUGUCCUGGAGCUUCUAGGCGAAUACCCCGCCGUUACCAUCAUUCUCGAUGCAUUGGAUGAAGUCAACUACGAAGAACGACAGACGCUCAUGGACGUAUUGUCAAGAUGGAUUCAAAAGUUUCGUUGGGUUGAGCUCCAGAUUCAGUCCCUGGUGCCACUCAAAGUUGCAGCGGACAAUCGUAAUCGACUGGGAAAACUGCCACCUACCCUUGAAGGCUCGUAUUGGGAGAUCUAUAACACGAUUCUAGAAUCUGGCAAACACGCAUCAAAACUGGCCAUCUUCACGUUUCAGUGGCUUUUAUAUGGGCAAAAAGUCAUUACAGCACACAACUUCGCCGCCAUCGCAUCAGCGUCUCUUCAGAUUCAAGAACCGAAUGGCGAAAAAAGGCGCUCCGACUCUCUAGAAGCUAUCACGACCGGUGAGAUUCUCGACGUCUGUGCUAAUCUCGUUGUUUUGCGCAACGGGGUGUUUGUGCUGGCUAACUUAUCUGUGCGAGAAUUCCUGGAAGGCCUUACCGCGCGGAGUGUUGAUACUAUGAUCGCAGCAAGAGGUAACGCCGCGAUUGCUGCGGCAUGUCUUCAGCUUUUCUUGACGAGGACCGAGGCAGCGUACGACGAACUACAGGAGUCAGCUGUGGCCGACUCUCCACGGGACACUAGAAAUACACAGUCACCAAUUGAAGAGGUGAUGGACUCACCUACUGGAACAAAGGGGCCGCAGUCCGAUGAUGCUGCUGAAUCGACCACAGCAGAACCGGCCUUGAAGAAAGAUGGCAACGAUUCGAUUGACGAUUCCUCUACGCCCGGGGCCGACGACUAUCAAUCUAAGGCUACGGUCAAAGCCCAACCGCCCGAACCUAAGCCGAUUCAUGUUAAGAUUGCUACUCACAUGAUCAAUAGCGACGAUUCGCACGCAUCAACCUACUCAUGCGUCUACUGGGCCCAACAUGUUCAGGCAUUAAAAGAACUGCGAACUAAGCACGCUCUAACAGUAUUACUCACCGAAUUUCUUGUCAACGCCAAGGAUUCUAAAAAAGUGACAAUAUCCUUUCAGGCUUGGCACGCAUUGGCAACUGUUUCGAACAACCCCGACGACUUUCCGGUUGAGAGCAAAUUUCACGACGCCGUACAAGAUAAACCAAGCCCAAUUUGGGUGGCCUGCUUGUACAGAUGGUACGAGCUAGUUGAACAAAUAUCACAAUUCAAUAGGUACGACGGCAUCAAUCAAGCACGAUCAAUCCAAAGCAUCGAAGCUCCGGAGGAGUGGGAUAUAACGCAAGGUGAUAUGACGCCACUAAUUUAUGCGGCUGUGUCGCGUGACAUGAAAUUGACAACUCUUAUUCUGGAUAACAUUGGCAUGGAAAUUCAACUGGGAGAGUCGUCAAUAGAAACGAAUCCAUUAAUCGGUGCAGCCGCAUCGGGCGAUGGCGAGAUGGUUUCCAUGUUGCUCGAGAGGGGCCAUGGCGGGCUUGAAAUUGAAGCCGACUCGUUACGUGCAGCAGCUGGUAUGGGACGCCCUGAGACGAUGAAUCUUCUGCUGGAGCAUAAUGGUGAUCUGAUACAAGAGGCGGGAUAUAGGGCGCUAAAAUUGGCUUGUGCCCGAGGUCAAAGGGAAGCUGCCGCUAUGCUUGUCGAAGCUGGAGCAUCAACAGGGCGUCGUGUAAACCUCGUCGCGUCCGCCACGUACUACAGCCAUUACGACGUGUUGAAGUACUUGCUAGACAGGCAGAUUGGUCUGUCGGGCAUUGCUCGGUUGCUGAGCCUGGCUGUGUCGCACGGCGACGAUGAGGGAGCGGCCAUUCUUCGCACACACGGGGCUAUACGAGAAUCUGUGGCCGUAAUUCGAGCCAUCAAAGCAGGUACUCCCAGAUCCGCUAUCCGACUGAUCGAAGCUGGGUUUGACGUGCAACGGCAUCAUUUCCUAGAGCGAGACACGCCGUUGCACGUUGCGGCGCAGCGAGGACAUACGGGCCUUUUGAGCGCAUUGAUCAAAGCUGGAGCCGGCCUACUCCUUGAUGCAGAAGCGGAUACCUUGAUAGAGGAUCGGACUGGGCACGUUCCACUGGAUAUCGCGGAGCAGAGCGCGGAUGAAAGCGUCGAGGACCUGAUUCGAAGCAAGAUGGAAGAGUUGUUGAGAGAGCUUCAGGAUUGGGACAAGGCACGGGCGCAGACAAUGACCGCAGACAAUGAGCCGAAGGACAAGGAACUUGACGAAACUCGAAGCGACGGCAUGAAGUAA
Metarhizium robertsii ARSEF 23 is the source of this 3321-nucleotide messenger RNA. RefSeq names its product Ankyrin repeat-containing domain protein. NCBI's taxonomy places the organism in Eukaryota, Fungi, Ascomycota, Sordariomycetes, Hypocreales, Clavicipitaceae. Bases 1 to 3321 code for a protein of 1106 amino acids. The record is from RefSeq and is a predicted model, not a curated record. Gene Ontology annotation, molecular function: protein binding. The transcript is spliced from 6 exons.